This is a messenger RNA of Ictalurus punctatus (channel catfish), 4978 nucleotides long. RefSeq names its product pre-mRNA processing factor 4Bb (gene prpf4bb). Gene Ontology annotation, molecular function: ATP binding; protein serine/threonine kinase activity. The record is from RefSeq and is a predicted model, not a curated record. NCBI's taxonomy places the organism in Eukaryota, Metazoa, Chordata, Actinopteri, Siluriformes, Ictaluridae. Bases 58 to 3102 code for a protein of 1014 amino acids. The transcript is spliced from 15 exons. Gene Ontology annotation, biological process: peptidyl-serine phosphorylation; peptidyl-threonine phosphorylation; mRNA cis splicing, via spliceosome.
CGCCAAUAAAAUCUCAAAAGAAGAAGAAGAAAACUGAGCGGCCUCUAGGUGAAGAAAAUGGCCGACGUGGGAAUGGACUUACAAAGAGAGAGGCUGAAUAAUGGGAAAGAAGAUUUGGAGAGUCCACAGAAGAGUGGGAAUGAGAAGAGUGAAAUGUCUGAAGAGGAGGAGGAGGGCACGGAGCAAGCUGAGGUAAACGGGGGGAACCUAGACGAAACUUCCAAACAUCACAGUGGCAGCAAACACAAGAAAAAGAAACACAAGCACCGCAGCAAGCACAAAAAGCAUAAACAUGCGUCUGAGGAGGAGAAGGAGCGCAAGCGUAAGCACAAACACAAACAUAAGAAGCACAGACGCAAAGAGGGGAUACCACCCUCUUUGGGAGCCGAUGAACGAAAGACUGAUGAUGCCUCCCCUUUGUCUGAGAACCCAAAUGUGGAUGACCGGGCUCUGCUAGAGGACUUGGAGAAGCAGAGAGCUUUAAUUAAAGCUGAGCUGGAUAGCCAGCUGAUGGAAGGUAAGGUUCAGUCAGGAAUGGGGCUAAUCCUGCAGGGUUAUAACUCAGGCUCUGAGGAGGAUGCUGAGGGACAGAGGCCCCGAAAUGGAGAACAGUGCCAGAAAGGCAGCGGGGAUAAAACAUUCCCACCAAGGGAUCGUAGUAGCAGGGGUGGCAAAGCUAGACAGGACUCGCCAGAUAAUAAAUCCAGCACAAAGCGCCACAGUCGCUCUAGAGAGAGAGACAGAGCAGCACGGGAGAGCAGAGGCAGUCGGCUGAGUAAUAGUGGGAAAGAGAUAGCCAAGGAGUGCAGCAGAUCCAAAGAGAAGAGGUGUUCACAGAGCCAGAAUCAAUCUCGUGAGAGAGUAAAGAAAUCACAGUCUCCAUCCAGCAAGAUGCGCUCAACAGAAAGAAAAACAGAGCAAAAGAGGUGCUUAUCGGAGGGAAAGGAGGCUCGAACAGAAAGACACGCUUCUCCCCAUGAAGAAGAAAGAAGGGCUAUUCAGGAGCAGGGCAGUCAGAGAUCAGGUUCACCAGCACACUCGCACAAUCAGAGGUCUCAUUCCAAAGAUGGCCACUCUGAGGCAGACAGGGACAAGAGGCCUGGCAAAUCGCCUUCCAAGGAUGCCUCAUCAGGAAAGGAGAACCGCUCGCCAUGCCACAGGCGGGCAUCAAGUCCACGGCGGUGCCGUAGUUCCUCCACCCACCAGAGAGAGCGCCAGUCCCAUCAGACAGCUUCAUCCGGAUCGAAACAGAGCUACUCUCCUUCCAGGAACAGGUCCCCUGCAAGGAGGGGCCGCAGUCGCUCGGCUGAUCACAGAAGAGACUCGCCAUCACGGAAGCGCUCCCGUGUAGAUGGGACUGGAAGGUCAUAUGAGAUUAGCCCUGCACGACAAAGGGUCAGCCGUUCACCACUCAGACGAAGGUCUCUGUCCCCGCGGCGACAGUCACGUCCCUCACCAAGAAGGCGGAGUCGAUCUCCUUUUAGACGAAGGUCUGGAGAGAGGGAUAGAUUUGGCCACACCAGAGGUCGUCGUUCCACAUCCAGAGAACGCGAGCGCAGGAGAAGGCGGAGCCGAGAUGAGGACAAGUACAAGGGAAGUCUGUCAGAGGGCAUGAAGGUGGAUCAAGAUUCCUCCUCGGACGACGUGAUGGAAGAUUUUGAUGCUGAAGAGGAGGAUGAGGAGGCUCUGAUUGAAAAGCGACGGCAGCAGCGACUGGCUAUAAUGCAGAAAUACAGGACAGUAAAUGAGGACAGCAACAUGGGCUCAAUGGCAUCAGAGCCAAGCAGUCCACAGAGUAGCACACGCAGUCGCUCUGCCUCACCGGACGACAUCCUGGAGCGUGCUGCUGCUGAUGUUAAGCAGUAUGAGCGUGAAAAUGUGAACACCUUCGAGGCCAGUGUGAAGGCCAAGCACAACCUCAUUGCCCAGGAGAAAGAGGGAGCCAACACGAAGAAACCCUCUGCCCCCGACAUGUUUACAGAGUCGGACGACAUGUUUGCUGCAGAUUUUGAUAGUGCCAGGCUCAGGGCUGUCGGAGUUGGUAAAGACUUUAAGGAAAAUCCAAAUCUCAGAGACAACUGGACUGAUGCUGAAGGAUACUAUCGUGUGAACAUUGGUGAGAUGCUGGAUAAGCGCUAUGAUGUCUAUGGCUACACAGGGCAGGGUGUAUUCAGCAAUGUCGUUCGAGCCAGAGACACUGCCCGUGCUGGCCAGGAGGUGGCAGUCAAGAUCAUCCGCAACAACGAGCUCAUGCAAAAGACAGGGCUGAAGGAGUUGGAGUUUCUGAAGAAGCUUAAUGAUGCCGAUUCAGAUGAUAAAUUCCAUUGCUUGCGCCUCUUCAGACAUUUUUACCACAAACAGCACUUAUGUCUGGUGUUUGAGCCUCUAAGUAUGAAUCUUCGUGAAGUCUUGAAGAAGUAUGGUAAAGAUGUAGGUCUUCACAUUAAGGCUGUUCGUUCCUACAGCCAGCAGCUCUUUCUGGCCUUAAAGCUUCUGAAGCGCUGUAAUAUUCUACAUGCUGACAUCAAACCUGACAACAUACUGGUGAAUGAAUCAAAGACCAUCCUCAAACUGUGUGAUUUUGGUUCAGCCUCCCAUGUGGCUGAUAAUGACAUUACGCCUUACCUGGUCAGCAGGUUCUACAGAGCUCCUGAGAUCAUCAUUGGGAAGCCAUAUGAUUACGGAAUUGAUAUGUGGUCAGUAGGUUGCACUCUGUAUGAGCUUUAUACAGGAAGGAUCUUGUUUCCUGGCUCCUCCAACAACCACAUGAUCAAACUGGCCAUGGACCUUAAAGGAAAGAUGCCCAACAAGAUGAUUCGGAAAGGUUUGUUUAAAGAUCAACACUUUGACCAGAACCUAAACUUUUUGUACAUUGAAGUGGACAAAGUGACUGAAAGGGAGAAAGUGACAAUGAUGAGCACUAUUAACCCCACUAAAGACCUGCUGGCGGACCUGGUUGGCGGCCAGAGACUCCCAGAAGAGCAGAGAAAGAAAGUGAUGCAGCUGAAGGAUCUGCUCGAUGGCACUCUGAUGUUGGACCCUGCCAAGCGCAUCAGUAUAAAUCAAGCCCUGCAACAUCCAUUCAUUCAGGACAAGAUUUGACCUUUUUCCUGUUUCACGUCUGACUUCUGGCCUUCCACUGGACGUGCAAUGGCCUGCCAGCUCUUUUGGAUAUCUACCAACCUAUAAAAGUUUAGUUCUGAUCCCAUUUUAAUUUUCCUGUUUUGUUAAUCGAGUGUAAAAGGAUGGUUAGUUAUGCUGGAUAUGUUAAAUGGGUGGAGCUGAGCUCUUAAGGAAGCAGAUCAACAGAUAGAGGGUUCGUAACCACAGCACUGGAGAUGGAUUGAAUCAACAGACUAUCUUAAUGUUUGGAACCAUUGGGUAUAUAUAUUUUUUUUUUUUCUUUUUGUUUUAUAAGCAUUUCUUGUUUUGCUCAUUACAUUCUUUGAUCUUUUUUUUUUUUUUUUUUUUUAUUGUAAAUAAUCCAUAUGUAAUUACAUGCUGUUCACAUUAGACUGAGGUUUUUUUCUGCAAUUGGUUUUGAUCUAUCAUCCUAUUUAAACUGUGGAUGUUGUCUGCAAAAAAAACAUGGUGGGAACACCAGUAAGGCCUGGUUUAAACAUGAUGUUCGAAUAUGCAUGCACAUGUGCAAGCAGUGUGAAACAUGAAACCGGCAUUGUUUGCAUAAUUGCCUGGAAGAUUAAAAUCACUAGAUAACAUGCCAUAGAUGAAAUAUCGUAGUCUGAUAGGGUUUUAUAUUAACCGGUGCAAUGUUAAGCGAUUUCAGCUUUUCUCUGACACAUUUGUCACUGAGCAGCAGCAAGAUAUCAAACACAAGGACGACCACCAUUAGCUUCUCUUUAAGGCUUUCUACUGUUGUCCCACAUCUUGCAUCAAAAACUGACUUUACAUUCAAAAGUAUUAACUAAUCUAGAAUAGUCACAUUCAUAUACAAAACACUGGUAGGUUUGAAAGCUACAAGAGGUUACUAACAUCCAGUGGAAUCUGAUUAGAUAACACAAAAACCAACUACAAUAAGUAUGCAAUUAAGCUGUAGUUUGUUUAUUCUGCUGAAGACAUAGCAUCACAGCACUAUGUUGUGACUGUUUACAUUUCUAUUGCAUCACGUAGAAUUGUCACAGAGGACAAAAAUACCCAAAUUCUGUACUACAGGUUGCUGCUGUUCUAGUCCAGAAUUCCCUUUUAGUGAUCAAAUUUCGUUUAAAGGCUUUGUUGAGCAGUCUUUAAACAGCAGUUUUAAUUAAGCUGUUAGCUCACAGAACAUACCUCACAGUAUGCUUUUCAUGUUGGUUGGUUAUCACUAGUGUAGAUUCUGUGGGUAAUCUGUAUCAGCAACAUCGGCAAAAUAUUAUUUAGGGUGGCUAUAGGUGGAAUAUCAAAAGCUCCUUUACACAGUUCAAACCUUUCUCUUUUUUUUUUGUCUUAAAUUCAGAAUAUUAUUUAUUCAGUACCUCUAUUCCAGUGGUACUGCUGAGAAGACUGAGAGAGAGUAACAGAAACCUAUAUUUCUUGCUGAUUAGGGCUGGGCGACAGUGCCAUUCUAGACAUUUCUUUGUGGCACAAUAUAUCAUAUUAAAGUAUACUAACAAAAUGCUAGUGCAACAUUUAAAAGCCCUUCAAAAGGCUUUAUUAUACUUUUAACAGCUACAAAGAUAGAUUAAAGAAUAACUUUUUAACAUUGAAUCAAAAACUGUACUAUUUCUAAUAAAUGACAGCAUAAUAUUAAUAUUGUCAUAUUGCCCAGCCCUUUUCUGGUUCUUAUGAUGUGCAUUUCAGUUUCAGGACAGUUUUGUAUACAAGAAUCUCCCCACACAAUACGAGUCUCUUUGAGGUGCCUUAACUGGCAUCUAAAACUUGGCAUGUUGAUGCAGUUUUUACAUCAUUGUCUGAUGCAUUCUGAGAAGCUGUUCUUGAGGUGUACAAAAACACAUUUUCUGAAUAACCACCAUUCAACCAA